Molecule: messenger RNA, 3336 nt
Organism: Umbelopsis ramanniana AG
Lineage: Eukaryota; Fungi; Mucoromycota; Umbelopsidomycetes; Umbelopsidales; Umbelopsidaceae
Exons: 17
Coding region: 179-3265 (1028 amino acids)
Biological process (GO): mismatch repair; mitotic recombination
Cellular component (GO): nucleus
Molecular function (GO): ATP-dependent DNA damage sensor activity; ATP binding; mismatched DNA binding
Source: RefSeq, a predicted model, not a curated record
GAUACGUCGUUUACGACCUAUUAUACGUUUCUAGCUGUCAGCUAUUGGUAUUAAUUACGCAACAGUCUUCAAAUGCUAAGCUUACCUUUCUGCAUGGUGAAAGAGUCAAGUGGGGGACUCAGAAAGCGGAAUACAAAAUGCCCGUCUUGUGGUUGACUGCCUUUUCUCUGUUCUUUCCAUGAAGUCAAAGCAGACGAGCUUAAGCUCAUUCUUCAAGCCAGCUCAACCGUCCUUUCAACCUCGCCGAGAUCCACCUUCAGACUCGUCCCUUCACGAUACACCUGCCUCCCCGUUUUUUGUUCAGGAGUCAACACCAACACAGCACACCAAGCUUGCAAACAAGUUCUCUUACUCAGAGAAUGAGGUUAUAGAAUCGAGCUCAAAGAGAACAAAGGAACAGGAAGACCUUCACCAACGCUUUGUGGCAAAAUUUGGAGACGCCGCAGAAAAUCGGCCUGUCAAAAAGUUCAAGGCGAAUGAUUUUACUGCCAAUGAAGUGAUCCAGCCAGAUACCCAAGUUUUGAAACAUAAGGUAAAAACGAACUAUACCCCUCUGGAAAUCCAAGUUGUUGAAUUGAAGGAAAAGUAUCCCGGGGUACUACUGGUUAUUGAAGUUGGAUACAAAUACAAAUUUUUUGGAGAGGAUGCCAAGACGGCUUCGAAAAUUCUCAACAUUGCCCACUAUAUGGACCAUAAUUUUUAUUGUGCCAGUAUACCCACACAUCGCCUCCCAUUCCACGUGCGAAGGCUUGUCAAUGCUGGCUAUAAAGUCGGUGUAGUGAGGCAGACCGAAACUGCUGCACUCAAAGCAGUAGGCGAUAACAAGCAAGGACCAUUUCUGAGGGAGCUUAAGAACUUGUACACAAAAGGAACCUUUGUAGAGGAAAUGGCUGCAGCUGAUAUAGACGAGGAUUCUGGAACAUCACCUGGCUCGGGCUCAAACUAUCUUAUGUGCAUAGUAGAAGAAAACCGCGGAGGCGGAGGUCCCGAUGAAAGAGUUCGAGUGGGAAUUGUGGCGGUGCAACCGGCUACUGGCGAUAUCGUCUAUGACUCAUUUGAAGACACGUAUAUGCGAAGUGAACUGGAGACAAGAGUUUUGCACAUUCAGCCAUGCGAAUUACUGCUGCCAGCAACCUUAAGCCGACCGACAGAGAAGCUAAUCCAUCAUAUUGCUUUGCAAAGAACGACAGCCUUUGGCGAUAAUGUGCGUGUGGAAAGAGUACCAAAGGAUAUGGUCUUCGCCACUGACUACAAUGCUGCAUUCACUUAUGUAUCUGAUUUCUAUGCAAAUACUGUUGGCAGCCAGUCGAGCUCUCAAGGUGGUGUAAAGUCCGAGACGCUAUUCGCUGAGAUUCUAAGGCUUCCAGAUGUCAUUAUUAAAAGUCUGGCACUUACUGUCAAGUAUCUCACGGAUUUUCAACUCGACCACGUUUUCAAGCUUACAAAGUACUUUAACCACUUCUCUUCGAAAUCUCAUAUGACCCUGAACGCUAAUACCAUGGCCAAUUUGGAAAUAUACCGCAAUUCAACGAAUUAUGGAGAAAAGCAUUCGCUAUUUUGGAUAUUGAAUCAUACCAAUACAUCUUUUGGAAAAAGGCUACUAAAGCGAUGGGUUGGUAGACCACUGAUCAACAAAGGGCUAUUAGAAGAAAGAACAAAUGCUGUGGAAGAAUUGAUAUCUACCGAUAAUCCAAAGGUCCCAAAAGUACGAAGUCUUUUAAAGCAUCUCCCUGAUUUGGAGAAAGGAUUGUGCCGCAUUCACUAUGGAAAAUCGUCACCGUCUGAAUUGUUGCAGGUUCUGAAUGCGUUGGAAAAAGUAGCAGAGCUUUUUCACCAAGCUGCCCCAGUGGCAGACAUUAAGUUUCGUUCAUCCCUUCUCAAUACCAUUUUCGAUUGCCUGCCUCUUAUUCUGGAGGAAGUAGUUACAUUGAAGUCAAUGCUGGACGUCACUGCUGUUGAACGAGGAAACGAUGUCACCAAUCUCUUUCAGUCUGAUGAACCUUGGCAGGAGAUAAGUGAAUAUAAACUGAGAAUAAACGACACAGAAAAAGAAUUUCAGGAGUAUCUUAAGGAGUUACGGAAGAUUUUACGAAACUCAACAACUCAAUAUGUUACAGUUGCUGGUAUCGAGUAUUUGGUAGAAGUGAAGAAUACUGAGCUUAAGAAAGUCCCUCAAAAUUGGAUCAAGAUUAGCGGUACAAAGGCAGUUUCGAGAUUUCAUACGCCGUUCAUCAUUGCAAAGGCGAAAGAAAAAGAGCAGUAUCGCGAUAGAUUGAAGAUAGCUUCGCAAAAGGCUUACCAGGACUAUCUACAUCAAGUGUCCGAAAGAUAUGAGCUUUUCCGUGAUGUCGUUCAGAGGCUUGCUCAGCUUGAUUGCCUUUUAUCUCUUGCAACGGUUGCCAUUCAGCCUGGUUAUUGCAAGCCCGAAUAUGUUGAUCAUCUGAUGAUGAAGGUGGAAAACGGUCGACAUCCCAUGGUCGAGCAACUGCUCGCAGGCGGAUUUGUACCCAAUGACGUGGAGUUUGACUCUGAUGCGUCCAGGACCAUGGUUCUCACUGGUCCGAAUAUGGGAGGAAAAAGUUCCUAUAUUCGACAAGUUGCUUUGAUAGCAAUCAUGGGUCAAAUCGGUUCAUACGUUCCUGCAGAUUCAGCGCGAUUGGGCAUUCUAGAUGCAGUGUACACAAGAAUGGGUGCAUUGGAUAAUCUUCAGACUGGAGAGAGUACUUUCAUGAUAGAGCUACAUGAAACGUCGGACAUUAUGAAGCAAGCGACGGCUAGAUCGCUUGUCAUAUUGGAUGAACUGGGAAGAGGAACGAGCACUCACGACGGUGUCGCUAUAGCCUACGCUGUACUCCAACAUUUCAUAACGAAGAUUCAAUCUAUAACGAUCUUUGUGACGCAUUAUCCAUCUCUGGCCGAACUUGUCAAUGAACAUUCUGAACACGCCAAAAACUGUCAUAUGGCAUUUAUCGAAAACAAGGAAGAUGAUGAUCAUUCUACGCUUACAUUUUUGUACAAGCUGACGAAUGGGGUGGCGAUGCGUAGUUAUGGAUUGAAUGUGGCGCGCCUCGCGAAUCUACCCAAGUCGAUUUUGGAUGUGGCACAUCAAAAAGCAUCGGAAAUGGAAGCAAAGCACGAGCACGCAAAGGACAUGCAAACAGCCUAUCGAACACAACGAUUCCUAUCAUCUAUUUUUGGUCGACUUGAUCAAGACGAUAAUGUCAGGAAAGACUUGCAAUUACUAUACCGCCAGCUGGUUGGUUAAAUACCUCUUGACGAAAAUUAAAAUUUAAUAAACUCAAAAAUAAGUUUUGUCUUUUGGACAAUGGAUAAAAA